GGUAGUAGUGAGUAGUCGCGUUGGGCAGGGAACAGUUGCUGUCUUGUAGCCAGUUGGGCCGGUGUGCUGUUGUGCUGGGUUCUUCUGUAGUGAGACGUGCGGUUGUAAUAUAAUUUGACAUUACAUUUCGUGUGUUGUCACCAUUCAGGUUUGAUUACAUUGUAAUUGUUAUGAUUACUGAAAGUUCGUAGAUUUAAAAGCAUCAUUAGUUUGAAUAUUACUUGUUGAAUGUGAUUACUGUUGGAACCAAAAUGGAAACUGAACUAGAAGGACAAAAUGUUGCAACAGGUGUUUCUUCCCCGGACAUUUCAGAAAUAAAUAAUUUUCCCCCAUUAAAGAAAACAGAACCAUCGUCACAAAAUAGUCGAGCCUUAUUGAAGUCCAUAGCCAAAACCAGAUCUGGCAGUGUCAAAUUGGGUUCUUUCAAAUUCGGCGGAAAAAAGAAGAUAAAUUCCGAGGAAGAUUCUAGGUUUGAAGUGAAGGAGACGAAAAAGAAGGCAAAGACCAAGAAAGAGAGGAUGGGUGAUAAUAGCGACAGACAAGAGUCUGAGAGCAGUGCAGCGUCUACACCCUCUCCAGGCAACAAGCAGUCCAUACCGAGCAAGGCUUCCUCGCUUGUUCGGAAGUUAAGUAUUGGAAAGUACAAAGCGAGUGGGUCAAGGAAAGCUGUCAAAUCGGCGGAUACUCCCUCUUCUCAAGACGAAUACCAAUCUUUCUCCACCGAAGAGGAAAGCGUCGUAAGCCCAUCUGUUUCAUCAGCUGCAACGAGUCAGGAAGUCAGCGCAACACCCAAUCAGGAUGCGGCAGCACCAAUUGACCAGUGGACUAUCAUAAAAGGCAGCAAAUCCGAUUCAAGCUUUGCUGACUCAUCCACACCGACCACACCUGGAAUUACGGACUCCUUGCCCGUAUUAGAAUCGACAUCUCAAGAAGAAAUUGAUGGGAUUGUCAACGGCAAAAACGGAGGUAUGAUCGUCAGCGAGGCAUUUCUUUCGACGUCAACAAAUUCUGACGUCAAGAAUUUGGCCGAAGUUCGGACAUGCGAUUUCGAGUCGGGCAAAUCUGAAGACGACCCGAUUGCAAAUUCAAAUGGCGAUGUGAUACUGCCCACGCACUACUGUGAUCCUGUGUCUCUCUCACCUGUUUGCAAGAAGCGACCCUUUGCAGAUGAAGACAGACUUUCGAAACAUGAAGCGUGGUUCAUACAGUUCAACGAAGAUGAAGGUUGUUCGUCGGAAGGAGAUACCGACAACAGGCCCACUACCAAAGACAAGAUCCUGACCAUAACAACUCCCCUGAUGAUGAAACAGCAGGACUUUGAGGAGCACUGGAAGCAGCUCGAUUCGGAGGUUGGGAACAUGGAGUCACUCACAAGUGCGUUGUCGGCUGUGUCCAAGGACGUUGGGAAGCUCCCCGUAUCCGUGUCGGAGAAGGUGAUGAAGAUGAAAUAUCCGUCAGAGUAUACGAACAUGUUGUCAGCUGUGGUGCACUACAGAAUGCGCAUGCUGAAACAGGAGCAGAAGGCCGCCGCGAAGCAUGAACAUCUAUACAAGAUACUGGUGAUUGGUGAGCUUGGUACAGGCAAAACGUCAAUUAUCAAGCGCUACGUCCAUCAGUUCUUUUCCCAGCAUUACCGAGCCACUAUUGGCGUUGACUUCGCUCUGAAGGUCCUGAACUGGGACGCAAACACCAUCGUAAGACUGCAGCUCUGGGACAUUGCAGGCCAAGAACGGUUUGGAAAUAUGACUCGGGUGUAUUACAAGGAAGCAGUUGGAGCAUUCAUUGUUUUUGAUGUCACGAGAGCUGCUACAUUUGAUGCAGUUGUUAAGUGGAAGCAGGACCUGGAUGCCAAGGUGCAGCUACCAGAUGGCUCUGCCAUACCGUGUGUCCUUCUGGCAAAUAAGUGUGAUCAACCAAAAGAAGGGCUUGUAAAUAAUCCUUCUAAGAUGGAUGAAUACUGUAAGGAACGAGGUUUCACUGCCUGGUUUGAAACUUCUGCAAAAGAUAAUAUCAAUAUUGAGGAUGCUGCAAAAUGCUUAGUAUCAAAGAUUUUGCAGAAUAAUAAGAUGAUAAACAGCAAUGAAUCUUCAAAUGAUCUCGAGAGAUUUACUCUUGAUGGAAGAAACCAGAGAGAACAGAAGAGCAAGACAUGUGGUUGCUGACAGAGUUCUUGAUGUGUAUAAUAGAACACUUUCAUGUGCUUCGUGUUGAUUACAAGGGCAGUCUGCUCGAAUGAAUGUGUAUGGAGAUCCGUUUGGAUUACUGUAUUGCUGGUUGUUGCCAUAUUUAUUGCUAGAGGUCAGUAGUGUAAGUUGAAUAGCAGCUAAACUUUCCACCAAUAGGGGCCAUGACUUCAAGAUGAUGUCAGAUUAGAAAAGUGAUUAAAUAUCUAAGUAUUGUGCUGUUGUAUAACAUUUACUAAAUGUGUUACUGGAAGACAUAAAUACAGAAUAAGCACUCAGUUUGUUUGAAAUGUGGUGAAUGUUGAGAAGACAAAAUGCCGAAUACUGCUUAUGCUGUGGUGUUCAGUAGUUUCAUGGGUUUUUGGCGACUGUCCAACAGCAGUGUGGGGGUGGUGCAGGUGCAUAUUUAUCAGAUGUGUACUCUCCUAAUUCACCAGCAAAUGCAGUUUUUUUAGUAUAUAUUUUUGUUAAUUGGUGUACCCACUUCAGAGAAGCCUUUUGUUUUGGAACCCUCUAAUGUCUUUUCUUUCAAGGUUAAAGAUUGGUCAUUGCUUUACUGCACAGCUGUGCUUUUGUGCCUUGAAACUAAGACUAAGUAUGAUGGAAAUGUGUUGUCAACAGUAAUUUAGUAUCAGACUUCACACAAUUUGUUACAAACUAAAUGUUUUAUAUUCAACAUUUAACUUAGUUAUACUUCUGCAAGAUUGCAUGAUACAUAUUUGUACUGUUUUAAAAAUGUUGUUACAGAAUAAUUACAAUUUCAGCUUAGUAAAGAUGUGACUAAUUCUUUAGGAUCUAAAUCAAUAUAUGCUUCAGAUAGAUUUCUUAUAUGUACGUUUUUAGUUGUCUUUCCUGUGUUGAAUUGAAAAAAAAAGUAGUCUUCUUUGUCUGCAAUAAAAAAUAUGAAUUACAAAAACAUAAUGUAAACAAAAUAUGGUCGCUUGGAUGGUAUGCUACAGAAUAUAGCUGUAAGUUAUACACCACAUGCAUUUUUAGUGUAUAAAUGAUUUGUAAUUUUCUUAAUAUUUGCCUUGCUUUACAUCACUGUGCAAUUUGAUAACUGUGGCCAUAUUUCCUUGUGUAUAUCGUAUUUUUAUAAGUAUGUUUGUAAUGUAUUUAGAUAUUAAAUUAUGAAUUUCCCUAG
Messenger RNA from Cryptotermes secundus, 3327 nucleotides. RefSeq lists its product as uncharacterized. The coding region runs from base 252 to 2162 and encodes 636 amino acids. Gene Ontology annotation, molecular function: GTPase activity; GTP binding. Gene Ontology annotation, biological process: phagosome-lysosome fusion; endosome to lysosome transport. The record is from RefSeq and is a predicted model, not a curated record. Gene Ontology annotation, cellular component: phagocytic vesicle; late endosome; Golgi apparatus. Lineage: Eukaryota; Metazoa; Arthropoda; Insecta; Blattodea; Kalotermitidae. The transcript is spliced from 5 exons.